Nipponia nippon (crested ibis) is the source of this 456-nucleotide messenger RNA. The record is from RefSeq and is a predicted model, not a curated record. NCBI's taxonomy places the organism in Eukaryota, Metazoa, Chordata, Aves, Pelecaniformes, Threskiornithidae.
UGCCGGUCUCACCGGCUCACACCCGCGGACGAUGAGCUCUACCAGCGGACGCGGGUGACGGUGCUGGAGCCGGAGUCCCCCAACACCAUGUUCAUCGAGGGCUACACCAACCGCGGCUUCACCAUCAGCGGGGACCUGGUGGUGGGGCCCUGCGCCAUCCUGCCCCGCGCCAUCCUCCAGUGGAACGUUGGCUCCUACAGGGACAUCUCCCAUGAGAGUCUGUCGCUAUUCCGGCUGCUGGAGCCCCAUAUAGAGAUCCUGGUGCUGGGCACGGGAGACAGGGUGGGGGGGGAGCGCCUCCCCCCCGCCGUGCUGAAGCAGAUGCGGGCGUGCGGGAUCGCUGUGGAGGUGCAGGACACGCCGAACGCCUGCGCAACCUUCAACUUCCUAACAAGUGAAAAGCGUGUGGCAGCCGCUGGCCUCAUCCCUCCGCGGGGCACCUACAUGGGGAUAUAG